This is a messenger RNA of Haliotis rubra (blacklip abalone), 1401 nucleotides long. RefSeq lists its product as uncharacterized. The record is from RefSeq and is a predicted model, not a curated record. Lineage: Eukaryota; Metazoa; Mollusca; Gastropoda; Lepetellida; Haliotidae. The transcript is spliced from 7 exons. The coding region runs from base 309 to 659 and encodes 116 amino acids.
UUUAAACGUGUUUAUGCUCAAAUGUCACAUGCAAAAAAGAGAGAUUCAAUUAGUUGAAAUACAUCAAGUAUAGAUCCACAUAAACAGUUUACAGCCCACCGAGACCCUGUUACGGGUUUGAACAAUCGCGCGUUGUAACUUCGCAGAGUAGCGUCCCUUUGAAUAGACAGCGUCACUCUGGUGACGCCUUCACUCGUCAUCGACGUUCGCUGAAUGAGCUCGCGCAAAGGACAUCGUCCCUGCUUUUGCUGCUGAUAUUUCAUCUUAUACAUCGCACGGACUUCUGAAACUCUUCAAAAUAGAAGAUUAUGUCAGGUCUUAAACUUGGUCUUGUCGCCUACCUGUCGACAUCAGCCAGUGGGGUACGGAAACUCCCGUCUACCAUCGCCGGACAUGCCGCCCAAAAGAUGUUUGAUACAAUGGAUACGCUGCCAGCUUUUGGACUGGGACAGCCCAGCAUCUUCGGGGAAGACGCAAUGGACACACAGCCCGCCACAGGACACAGUCAGUUCAGUAUAUUCUCGGACAAUGACAUGGACACUCUUCCUGCAACAGGACCUGCACAGUUUAGCAUCUUUGCCAAGCCUCCAAGCUGGAGGAACGUGACCGGUACUUUUGGUACCAUGAAUCUAAGCCACAUCCUGAAGACAGGGCACUGAAGCUCACCUUCAUAACUCAAGAUCAAGGUGGAUCUGGAGGGAUGGACCUUGCCACAGAUCCUUGGUCCACGGACUGGCGUAUAGGACCGAUACUUUGGCCGAUAGAUGAUCUUUGUGGGUAUACGACUGUACACCUCUUUAUCGAUUUUGAAAGAUGUGCUACUCAUUUUCAACGAGUGAAUGGAAUUGUGUGCUCGUUUGGGGUAAUUGUAGUGUCUGGCCAUGUCACGGGGGAUAACGUAGGAGGGAAUGUUGUGCAGGGAUGAGGCGAUUCGAGAAGUGUUGAUGGGUCAGGUUAUACAGGAAGGGUACACGAGGUCAGGACGGGGAAGUACAGCAUGUUGGGACGUGGAAGCAAAGAGUGUUUGGAUAACUUGGGAUAACAAGAGGGGAGAAAAUGUGACUGGAAGUGUGCAGCGUGUGUAACAGUGUUGGUAUGAAAGGAAGGUGAUAUCUAUGUAGGAGGGGGGUCUCUGACUGCCUUUGGAUAAUGAGUGAUUCCGUAAAAAAAUUAACAAAGCUGAACAUUCGGCGGAAGUAAUUAAAUAAAGUAAUUAAAAAAGUGAUCCUUUGGAGUAUUGCUGUUCCAUUAUAUGUCGUCAAUAUCAUAUCCUUUAUAUAAAUAUAUUGUAACUGGGUAUACGCGAUAUAGACAUAGCUGUAUGCAUAGAUUUCCUAUGAACUGUAAAUUUGUAUUUAUAGCAGUACAAGUAUUUGCUCUUGAGUAUACCAGUUUUAUUAC